Poecile atricapillus (Black-capped chickadee) is the source of this 1820-nucleotide messenger RNA. RefSeq names its product acrosin-like. The transcript has 5 exons. The record is from RefSeq and is a predicted model, not a curated record. NCBI's taxonomy places the organism in Eukaryota, Metazoa, Chordata, Aves, Passeriformes, Paridae. Gene Ontology annotation, biological process: proteolysis; acrosome reaction. The coding region runs from base 12 to 1820 and encodes 602 amino acids. Gene Ontology annotation, molecular function: serine-type endopeptidase activity.
CGCUGGCACCGAUGGCUCUGCUGGCCCUGCUCGUCCUGCUGGCCCUGGCCGGGCCCGUGGGGGGCACGUGGGACACCUGCAGAGGGACCUGCGGGCUCCGUCCCUUGGCUUCCGACCACAGCUCAGCCGCUGCCACCUCCCGCUUCCUGGGUGGCACCGGGGUCCCCCCGGGCUCCUGGCCUGGCAUUGUCAGCAUCCAGGCCACCUGGGCGAACGGCACGUGGCACAUGUGCACCGGUGUCCUCCUCAGCUCCCGGUGGGUCCUCACGGUCGCACACUGCUUCGCCAGGGGCGGGGACAUCUCCACGUGGGAGGUGGUGAUGGGGGCCACAGACCUGAGCCAGCCGGGCCCCGAGGCUGCGGUGAGACACAUCCAGAGGCUCCUGGUACACCGGCACUACGUGCCUGCCACGGCGAGGAAUGACAUCGCCCUGCUGGAGCUGGAGCAGCCCGUGGAGUGCAGCGACUACAUCCAGCUGGGCUGCGUGCCCGACGCCUCGCUCAGGGUCUCGGAGCUGAAAUCCUGCUACAUCGCCGGCUGGAACUUUGCCAGAGGAAUGGUUCUGCAGGAGUCCAAGGUCCACCUGAUGGACACGGAGCUCUGCAACAGCAGCCGCUGGUACUCGGGGGCCGUUCAUGCUGACAACCUGUGUGCUGGGUACCCGCAGGGUGGCAUCGACACCUGCCAGGGGGACAGCGGGAAUCCUCUCAUCUGCAAGGACAACAGAGCCGACUACUUCUGGCUUGUGGGAGUGAGCAGCUGGGGAAAAGGCUGUGACAGAGCCAGGCACCCCGGGGUCUACACCUCCACUCAGCACUUCUACAACUGGAUCCUGCUCCAGACGGGCCUGAGCCCAGCUGACAUAUCCGGACCAGCACCGGAGCCAAACUGCACCCCGACUUCUGCAGAGACCCCGAUACCAGAGCUGGAACCAGAGCCAGAGCCAGAACCAGAACCAGAGCUGGAACCAGAACCAGAACUGGAACCAGAACUGGAACCAGAACCAGAGCUGGAACCAGAGCCAGAGCCAGAGCCGGAACCAGAGCUGGUGCCAGAGCCAACACCAGUGCCAGUGCCAGAGCCAACGCCAGAGCCAGAGCCGGAACCAGAACUGGAACCAGAGCCAGAGGAGGAGCCAGAGCCAGAGCCAGAGCCGGAGCCAGAGCCGGAACCAGAGCUGGUACCAGAGCCGGAACCAGUGCCAGUGCCAGAGCCAACGCUAGAGUCAGAGCCGGAACCAGAACUGGAACCAGAGCCAGAGCUGGUGCCAGAACCAACACCAGUGCCAGUGCCAGAGCCGACACCAGUGCCAGUGCCAGAGCCAGAGCUGGAACCAGAGCCAGAGCUGGUGCCAGAGCCGCUGCCAGUGCCAGAGCCGACACUAGUGCCAAUGCCAGAGGCAACACCAGAGCCAGAGCCAGAGCUGAUGGUGCCAGAACCAACACCAGUGCCAGUGCCAGAGCCAGAGCUGGAACCAGAGCCAGAGCUGGUGCCAGAGCCGACACCAGUGCCAGUGCCAGAGCCGACGUUAGUGCCAAUGCCAGAGCCAGAGCUGGAACCAGAGCUGGAACCAGAGCCAGAGCUGGUGCCAGAGCCAGUGCCAGUGCCAGAACCGACACUAGUGCCAAUGCCAGAGCCAGAGCCGGCCCCGGAGGCAGAGCCGGCCCCGGAGGCAGACGCGGCCCUGGAGCCCGAGGAGCCGGUGCCGACACGGGAAGCGGACCGGCUCCUGCUCAUCUCGGUGCCGUACCAGAGCCUGCUGAAGUUGUGUGAGCUGCUGAGGAAUUUCCUGCGGUUCCUGAGGGAGCAGCUGGGCUGA